AUGGACUAUCCAAAGAAUCCACAUAGUCCACCACCGGAGCAAGAGACCGAACAACACCAUCCUACUAAUCCAGUUGACCCCUGGGCAUCACCUCUGCGUCGAAAUAGAUAUCGGCGACAGUCUUCCCUGGGCACAAUACGAUUUGCGGAUGAGAUCCAACAGCAUUCGUCACCGUCUGCAUCAAAAGAUGCGGUUGAGAUGGAACCAGUCGAGAAGCAUGCGAAUGCCCUGGGAAUUAUUACAAAUGCAAGGCCAAUCUCUAUCCGUCGAGUACAGGUAGGAAGUCGAGCUGGACAGACCCCGCCCACCCCCUCGAAAGCUUUCUUCUCUAACCUAAAGAGCCCUGAUCGGACCGCCCCAUCACCACCUUCGUCUAUAAACCCUCACUUUUCGAAUAUCAGCUCAUUGUCAUCUCCUCCAACACCAGGGUCUGGAAAGCCAUUAUUGUCGCACUUGCAGAGUAAUGAGCCAGAGAGUUAUUCUUUUGACAGAGGGGGUCUGACAACCAUGUCUGAACAAGAAAAUGGUGGAAAUGAUAUAACAAAUGGAAAACAGCAAACUUCUCCUGACAAUUCAAAUGCUGCAUAUGAUGCAAGGAGAUACCCGGAAUGCGAGUAUGAUAGGGACGGAAGAUUUGUGUACGAGCAGGAGAAUGGUAGUAAUGGAAACUUCAACGGUAAUGACAACGACAAAGCCAGCUUGUUGGAUGGGUGCCCCGCAAAGCACGAUAUAUAUUCUUCGAGGAACAGCUGGCUUUCGGUGUCUUUUUUAAUACUCUCUAUAUAUUCGACUGUUUUCUCUGGAAUCUACCUCAUUCUUGCGCUUGUUCAACCAAGAUAUGGUUGGGGUAUUCAUACAGGGGGGAGACUCCCACCUUCAACAGCUUCGACGCUUUUUGCCAUGGUAGCGAAAACGAUUGAGUUGUCAUUUGUUACCGUCUUUAUAACAUUUCUGGGUCAAGUACUCAGUCGAAGAUCUCUUAUCAAGGCAUCCCGCGGCGUCACCAUUGCGGAAUUAACAAUGCGAACAUGGGUCAUUCAACCAGGAUUUAUGAUCACACACUGGCAGACUCUUCAGCAUGCAGGACUUACCAUUCUGGGUGCUAUCACUAUAACUGCUGCUCUUAUGGCCAUGCUUUACACGACAGCCUCAAAUGCCCUUGUCUCUCCGCAUUUAAAGUAUGGUGGUUGGCAAAAUAAGUUAAUGUAUGGCUUAGUCAAAACAAGUUACGCUGAUGCACCUUAUAUUGCAAAGACUUGCCGCACUCCAGUCAAAUUUGAAGUUGACCCAGAUGCUGGGACCACAUGCUUGUCAAUAUUACAUGUUGGACAAGCGCAACAUAAUUAUGUCACCUUCCUUGGCAAUUGGACAGGCAUCAAUAUAGACGGCAGAGGUAUUUCCUCUAAUUUGUCACAACGGCCUCAGGCUCCCGCUCUGAUGUUCGAUAAUACUACAGUCACUGGAAGCUGGAUUAUGACAGAGACAAGCAACGUGACUGCUGCGUAUAAUAACCACAGCAGGAUAAUCAAUAAUGUGACCAUGGCCAUGCCUCAUGCCGGUGUCGUUGCUGCUGCACGUCAAGAACGAAAUGCUAUAUUGCAACCAGAAGAACUAGACGGAGUGGGAGAGUAUUCCGUUAGAGCUGCGGUAGUCAGUCCAGCUAUCAAUGUCCUCUGCGCCAACAUGAAUGCCAAAGAGCUGGCACCGCUUGUCUACGAUCAAUGGCCCCAUCACAGCAAUGCGUCUGCUGAUCAAAUUGGCCAGCCUGGUCACGAUGGAGAUUUGAUACCCGUACCACCGUCGAAAUUUCUAAACACGACAGUUGUUGACGACAUAUUUGAAUGGGGCGAGUCUGAGACGUACAGUCGCCAACCACCAAUUUUCGCAACAUUCCCCAUGGAAUACAACUCAAUCGUGAAUGUCUCGGCAAAGGCUAUUGACUAUGCUUCCAGAGACUCGAUUUACCUCCUCAUCAAGGCCCCAGAUAUAUCAACGCAGAAUUAUACCCUAUGUCGAAUUCGAUCUUUCCUCUCUCCAGACUGCAGUACACACUAUAAUGUCUCAGGGAAGACAGGCGGGAAAUUAAUCUCAAACUGCGAAGACCCAAAUGACGAAAAUGCUUACAUCCGGUCGGCCCCUGAUGCACCCACGGUUGGAAAAGCACCGGACUGGAUGGACGUUGGAUCUACUUGGAUGACUGCUUUAUCCUUGGGGACCGGGAUCACCAACGCAAACGCCUCAAUUUCAAGGCUCCUUUCUCAACUCGUCAUUGUGGAGGAAGAUGGUGUUCCGCUAGCAUUAAACCCUGUGAUGCCUAGUCUUGCAGAGUCUCUUGCCGUCCUGGCUGGGAGCACCUUGCUUGUGAGUAGCACAGAUGCGACGUUCAAGCACUCCUGGAACUACUCGAGCCCUAUAUUGGAAGGACAACAAAUGUCUUUUAGUGCCUCCCUGGCCUCGCAAGAAUACACAUCGGGUCCCACCCAAAAUUGGCAAUCAAUGUUCUAUAUUGUGCUGCUAUUCAUAUUUUGCACCAAUGUUUUCUGUCUCAUCUACUUUAUAAUGCGUGCAGGCCUCGUCACCGACUACACGGAGCCUCAAAAUUUAUUUGCACUUGCAGUCAAUAGUCCUCCUUCGAGGCACCUGGAAGGAAGCUGUGGAACUGGACCGGAAGGAAAUCAGUUCAACGUCGAUUGGCAUGUGAGUCAAGAAGACGCUUCUGGACACUUCUUCAUUAAGAAUGGCCCAGGGCGUUUGGACAACACUAAGAGCUUUCUGGGGCUGAGGAGGAGGACGGGAAGGCCGAAAGAAUUGAAACAUGCGUCGAGCUAUAGUAUGCUUAGUAGUAAGCGGAAGAGCUGGCUUUAA
Molecule: messenger RNA, 2865 nt
Organism: Lachnellula hyalina
Lineage: Eukaryota; Fungi; Ascomycota; Leotiomycetes; Helotiales; Lachnaceae
Exons: 3
Coding region: 1-2865 (954 amino acids)
Source: RefSeq, a predicted model, not a curated record